Molecule: messenger RNA, 843 nt
Organism: Pelagomonas calceolata
Lineage: Eukaryota; Pelagophyceae; Pelagomonadales; Pelagomonadaceae
Source: the annotation of a GenBank genome assembly
AUGAGGGUAGAACUGACAACAGCCCUCGCGUGCCUGCUCACUUGCCUUGCGCUCACAGUGGGGAAGGUAUUAUAUUUCACCAAGGAAACUUAUUAUGUAGUCCUGCGGCCCAAUUUGAUCGAACGGACCUGGCACUGCGACCCGGCCAACGCCCGCUCUGCGCUGUGCGACGGUCACGAGGCGAACCGGUCGUACUUCCGCGGCAUGGGCUUCCCGGACCAGUCGUGCGCCGACGCCUACUGGCUAAAGAAAUACGCCAAAGAUAUCGCAUACCCCGACGGUCCGAGUACGACAAAAAUGACCCUCAUGUUCUCCGCGUACUCACUGCCGUGGGUGCCGCCGGUGCCGCCGCCCGCGCCGGUUCCGGGGCGGCCGUCACUGCCGUGGGAUCAGCGGGCGUACGAAGAGGCCCUGGAGCGCGGCGGGGAGCUUUUCGAGUACAUUACCCUCUUUGACGACCUCUGCGCCGACCGCGGAUUUUGCGCGGCGCAGGGCUACGGCCCCGAGGACUCGCUCGGUCGCCAUUUCAGAAAAGACAAGGAUAUUGAGGCGCCCAAUCGGUUUCAAUAUCUCGCUCCGAGGGGGCGGUGCUGGGACGUGCUCGAGGCGCGGGACCACCAGUGGCGUGGGUUGGACCCUGCUCACGCGCCGAGCGACUUGAAAACCUGGUGGAGGUGUUGCUGCAAGGUGCAUAUGAUAACGAAGCGCGACUCGGACGUGCCGACCGUUUGCCAGGCGUCGCCCCGCGGCGUAGCGACGAAGGCCAUUGUCGAGGCGGACCUUCGUUUCAACCGUGCCCAGGGGGGAAACAGACGUGGCGCGUGUCGUUUUAUUAAUUGCUAG